Messenger RNA from Helianthus annuus (common sunflower), 626 nucleotides. RefSeq names its product thymocyte nuclear protein 1. The transcript has a single exon. The record is from RefSeq and is a predicted model, not a curated record. Lineage: Eukaryota; Viridiplantae; Streptophyta; Magnoliopsida; Asterales; Asteraceae. Bases 44 to 517 code for a protein of 157 amino acids. Gene Ontology annotation, cellular component: nucleus.
CACAAACAGAUGAAAUCAAACAACCUUCAGAAAAUAAAAAAAAAUGGGGAAGUCCAAGAGAGACGAAAAACAAUACUGGCUACUAAAAACUGAGCCAGGAGAAUGGUCAUGGGAUGACCAAGCAUCCAACGGUGGCAUAUCCAAAUGGGACGGUGUCAAGAACCAUCAAGCUCUCAAACAUCUAAAGUCUGCCCGUUUACACGACCUCUGCUUCUUCUACCACUCGGGGACGAAGUCGCGCUGCAUAGUCGGUGUCGUAACCGUUGCCCGCGAAUGGUACGAAGACGACGUCGGUGUUGGGGGCGCUAUAGACGUGAAGGCGGUUGGGGAGAUGAGGAAGGCAGUUGAUUUGAAAGAGAUGAAACAAGAAGUGAAGAGUAAUGAGUUUGGGUUGUUUAGGCAGCCUAGAUUGUCGGUGGUGCCGGUACCGGUUGAUGUUUGGGAGAAGAUUUGUGAGUUGGGUAAUGGCUAUGAAGGGGAUGGUGUUUGUGUGUCUAAGGAUGAUGAAGAGCUUUAAGGAUGGCUGUUUAGUGGAGAGUCUUGGUUGUUGAUUUGGUGUUUGGUGAUUUGCAUAAGUGAAUGUAACGUUGUUGUUUGAUUUUGAAUCAUUGUGUUUACGGUUUACA